Messenger RNA from Tachysurus vachellii, 3909 nucleotides. RefSeq names its product mucin-2-like. The record is from RefSeq and is a predicted model, not a curated record. Lineage: Eukaryota; Metazoa; Chordata; Actinopteri; Siluriformes; Bagridae. The transcript is spliced from 13 exons. The coding region runs from base 421 to 3705 and encodes 1094 amino acids.
UUGUAUUAAUAUCUGCCGGCAGCGGGAUGAUGGAAUUUGCGUCAUUACGUCAUUGUGAAUGACGUCAUUACGUCAGGACGUAAAAGAACUGGUGAACUGGAUUUUUGAACUGGUUCAUUAAAUCGAACUGUCCGAAAGAACCGGUUCGCAGAAAAGAACCGAACUUCCCAUCACUAUCGCAAACCCGCUCAUGACGCUCCACUCGCUCCGUUUCUCUCACCGUCCCUCACGCAUGCGCAGAGAGACAGCGCGAGAGAGAGAGAGAUAGAGAGAGAGAGUACGAGGAGCAGGAUUUAAAAACGAAAGUAAAAGCUCAUGUUUAUUUUUUCUCUCGGACAGAUUUGUAAAUGUGACACUUUACACAUUAUUCAGUUGUUACUGGUUUAUCUGCAGUUUUCUGAGCACACAGUGUGAUCUGCCAUGAUGUCGGCUGUAGCACUGAGAUGGGUUUUACUCUUACUUUGUUUAUCUCUCAGCCAUCAGACUGGAUUAUUUUCAGUGAAGGUUCAUUCUCAGGUCUCAGGGCUGCUUGGUUCCUUUGUGUAUCUUUACUGUGGUCUUGAAAACAACAUGGAUGCUCGACCCCUGGAAGUCCGCUGGUACCGUCCCGAACUGCAAAACACCCCAGUUCUGCUCUACAAGAACACACAGCUCCAGAGUCCUGUAGAUGUUCAGUACCAGGGCAGAGUGUUCCUCAAAGGAAAACUGGAGAAAGGAGACGUCUCUCUGAAACUGGAGAACCUGACGCUAGCAGACAGUGGAGAUUAUGUGUGCCAUGUGAGCAGUGAUAACUGGUAUGACAAGGCUAUGGUGUCCCUCAUAGUGAGAGUGGUGGGAUCUACUCCUGUUAUCUCCUUAAAUGAAGCAGGUGGAGGCCAAGUGAACGUUAGCUGUAAAUCACAUGGAUGGUUACCAGAGCCGUCAAUCAUCUGGACAGAUAAAGAUGGGAGAGAUCUGAAACCUCUCAGCAAAGACAUGUUCACUACCAACUCUGAAGGCUGUGUAGAUGCGAGCUCGUGGCUAAUUGUGUCUCCCUCGGAGUCUGAGUGGGUCUCCUGCUCUGUUGGUUUGUCUGAUCUGGAGAGAAAAGACAGCAGAAUGAAGUUAUAUGUCCCUGCAGCUGUGACAGAGUCAUUGAAUGGAUACUUCAUUGCGAUUCCCAUUCUGCUGCUGCUGCUGCUGCUGUGUGCUGCUGGAAUUGCAGUGUAUUGUGUGCUUCGUAAAAAAGGUGUCAACAAAAGUAGAAGGAACAGAAAACCCAACAAUUACUCUGAAGGCUGUGUAGAUGCGAGCUCGUGCCUAAUUGUGUCUCCCUCGGAGUCUGAGUGGGUCUCCUGCUCUGUUGGUUUGUCUGAUCUGGAGAGUAAAGACAGCAGAAUGAAGUUAUAUGUCCCUGCAGCUGUGACAGGUCUGAGUUUCUUCAAGAACAACAAGGCAGAAGAUACAGAAGGGACUCCAUCAGAAACUGAACCUCUGAACGCAAUCCGUGUGGACAAUCCGGAUCAGGAUGAAGCUACGUCUAUUGUGGUUGUAGAUCAAAAUUCUGUGCAAAGGGCAGAAAUACCACCAACUCCAACUCCAGAUCCCAAUCAACAGAAAUCAUCUGAGCAGCAGAAUCCUGAAGCAGCUGCCAGACCUGAAGCCACCACCUCCAGCACCACACCUGCUUCCAUUAUCUCAAAUAUUACACCUGCUUCCACUGCCUCAAACACCACACCUGCUGCCACCACCACAAAAACCACACCUGCUGCCACCACCUCAAACACUACACCUCCUGCCACCACCUCAAACACUACACCUGAUGCCACCACCUCAAACACUACAUCUGCUGCCACCACCACAAACACUACACCUGAUGCCACCACCACAAAAACCACACCUGCUGCCACCACCACAAAAACCACACCUGCUGCCACCACCACAAACACCACACCUGCUGCCACCACCUCAAACACCACACCUGCUGCCACCACCACAAAAACCACACCUGCUGCCACCACCACAAACACCAUACCUGCUGCCACCACCUCAAACACUACAUCUGCUGCCACCACCUCAAACACCACAGCUGAUGCAACCACCUCAAACACCACACCUGAUGCCACCACCACAAACACACCUGCUGCCACCACCAAAAACACCACACCUGCUGCCACCAUCACAAACACCACACCUGCUGCCACCACCUCAAACACCACAUCUGCUGCCACCACCUUAAACACUACACCUGCUGCCACCACCACAAACACCACAUCUGCUGCCACCACCUCAAACACUACAUCUGCUGCCACCACCUCAAACACUACAUCUGCUGCCACCACCACAAAAACCACACCUGCUGCUACCACCACAAACACCACACCUGCUGCCACCAUCACAAAAACCACAUCUGCUGCCACCACCUCAAACACCACAUCUGCUGCCACCACUUCAAACACUACAUCUGCUGCCACCACCACAAAAACCACACCUGCUGCCACCACCACAAACACCACACCUGCUGCCACCAUCACAAAAACCACAUCUGCUGCCACCACCUCAAACACUACAUCUGCUGCCACCACCACAAAAACCACACCUGCUGCCACCACCACAAACACCACACCUGCUGCCACCACCUCAAAUACCACACCUGAUGCCACUACCACAAAAAACACACCUGCUACCACCACCUCAAACACCACACCUGAUGCCACCACCACAAAAACCACACCUGCUACCACCACCUCAAACACCACAUCUGCUGCCACCACCUCAAACACCACACCUGAUGCCACCACCACAAAAACCACACCUGCUACCACCACCUCAAACACCACAUCUGCUGCCACCACCUCAAACACUACAUCUGCUGCCACCACCACAAACACCACACCUGCUGCCACCACCACAAAAACCACACCUGCUGCCACCACCACAAACACCACACCUGCUGCCACCACCUCAAACACUACAUCUGCUGCCAGCACCUCAAACACCACAGCUGAUGCAACCACCUCAAACACCACACCUGAUGCCACCACCACAAAAACCACACCUGCUGCCACCACCACAAACACCACACCUGCUGCCACCAUCACAAAAACCACAUCUGCUGCCACCACCUCAAACACUACAUCUGCUGCCACCACCACAAAAACCACACCUGCUGCCACCACCACAAAAACCACACCUGCUGCCACCACCACAAACACCACACCUGAUGCCACCACCUCAAACACCACACCUGAUGCCACUACCACAAAAAACACACCUGCUACCACCACCUCAAACACCACACCUGCUGCCACCACCACAAAAACCACACCUGCUACCACCACCUCAAACACCACACCUGAUGCCACCACAAAAACCACACCUGCUACCACCACCUCAAACACCACACCUGAUGCCACCACCACAAAAACCACACCUGAUGCCGCCAACUCAAAAACCACAGCUGAUGCCACCACCAAAGGAAGAAAGAGAAAAAACACUGUAAAUAAAUCAGAAAACUCAUCUGACAAAGCUGAAGGAAGAGAAACAAAGAGUUCAGCAAAGAGGAAAGCUGAACAACCUGCUGAAGGUCCAGAGACCACAAAACGUCUCCAUCUGCAACAAUACAGUGAAGGGGAGAACGAUUACGAAAUGGUGUGUGUGCAUGGGGAUUACACGGAUGUGGAGAUGAAGGAUGAAUCAUGUAAUGAGGAAAAUCAUAUGGACUGAGACUGAAGUUUAUUAUGAUUCAGCCUUCAAGAUUAUUUACUGAUUAUCUUACAGUAUAUGGAUGAAAUUCUUAACUUUUUUGGUUGUUAUUUUUAUACAAACACUUCAUGUACUGUAAAGACGUGAUGUUCCAGAUGUUGUUUUUUGCUGCCUGUAAUUUUCACAAAUAUCACAAUCAAUAAAGAUGGCUUUUUAUUGGUUGGA